Messenger RNA from Rattus rattus (black rat), 6039 nucleotides. It is a transcript of the gene Tdrd15, whose product is annotated as tudor domain containing 15. The transcript has a single exon. The record is from RefSeq and is a predicted model, not a curated record. Bases 1 to 6039 code for a protein of 2012 amino acids. Lineage: Eukaryota; Metazoa; Chordata; Mammalia; Rodentia; Muridae.
AUGGAUUCUACAUCUUUAUUGCCAACACUUUUAGAUGCAGAUCUGACAGUUUUGCAUAUUGAGUGUCUUCCUAAGGACAUUCUUGUGAAAUUCCAAGGCAAAAAUAAUAGUGAGUGUCAGUUCGACUAUCACAUAUUGCAGAGGGAAAUACAGUAUAUCCCCAAAGUGGCGAAUAACCUGGGCAUUGACGAGUUUUGCCUGGUGGAGGAAAGGACUGGAGAAUGGCAGAGAGGAAGAGUCCUGGGAAAGAAGAAUGAAGUCUAUACAGUGCUGCUCAUUGAUCGUGGAGACGAGUUGACAGUUGAUAGUACUCGAGUAGCCUCUGCUUACAAAAAAAUAUUUGAGCUCCCGCCCAGAGUCAUAUUUGGCAUCUUUGCCAACAUACUCCCAGUUGGAGAGAAAUGGUCUCCCAAAGCUCUGAAUUAUUUCAGGUCACUAGUAGGAAUACAGCUGAAAGGCAAUGUGCAAACUAUUUUACCCCUUCAAAUGAUUCUUCUUGAGGCACCCAAAGUUAUAUCUGGGGUUCUUGAAUUACAAUUAGGAAGAUUUGUUGACCGGGAAACAUUUCGUCUUAUUGUGGAAACUUUAAAGGAAAUCCCUCAGCCAAUGCCAGACUUACUACGACAUAAAAGACCGGUGUUGCAGUCAAGAAGCAAGAGCACUUCACUUGAUAUUCAAUAUGUCUUAGAUAAUUUCCAGCCAUCUUUACCAGUGGGAAGUCUGGACAGCAUCAAAGUGUCAUCUGCACUAAGCCCUAGUAAAUUUUAUUGUCAAUUACUCAAGCAGAUUCCAGAGCUAGAAGACCUCACAGAGCGUAUGAAUUUGCAUUACAACACAGGUGAUCAAGAAACCAGCCCCGCGUGUGAGAAUUUUGGACUCCUCUGUGUUGCUAAAGGGACAAAUGGGCGGUGGCAAAGAGGGAUUCUCCAGCAGGUCUUGCCCGAUAAUCAAGUAAAAAUUUGGUUCAUGGAUUACGGUGGCAGCGAGUCUGUACCCUCCGUCCACGUGAAGAAACUGAAGCAGGAUUUUGUCUUUGCACCGUUGUUCUCUUUUCCGUGCUCCCUGACAUAUUUACACAGCCCAGACCAAGAAGUAAGGAAACAACAGCUGACUGUAUUUAAGCAAGCCCUCUUGGGACAUGUAGUGUCUGCCUGCAUUGACUGGUUCAGUGAGGACGAACGUCUGUAUUAUGUGACUUUACAGCCUCAAGAAUCUGAAGCUCAUUCUAAGUGUCUGCAGAGGACCAGGAGCACACAGAAACACUGUCCUGCAUUCGAGCCAGACAUUUCCAAAGCCUUGGACGAUGCAGGCACUUACGGGACAGACAGCUUCGUGGUUGAUGUUGAGCGGCCAGCGGGUGGACUAAACAAAGUGGAUGACUUAAGAGCAGCUUUUGCUAUUAAAACAGUAAAAAUGGAGAUCGAAUCUACCUACAUAGCGUUUGUAGUGAACGUGUUGAACCCAUCGAAUUUCUGGGUACGCAUUAAUAAAUAUCAGAAUAAAUUUCAAGACUUAAUGAGAACUAUAAAUAAGUUUUAUAACAUACCUGAAAACGAUGAAUUAACUCUGAGACACCCUGGACCUGGACUAUUCUGUUGUGCCAGAUACAGCAAGGAUAGAUGUUUCUACCGAGCCAUCAUCACAGAAGUGGAUGACUAUCAGAUUAAUGUUUACCUCCUGGACUAUGGCAGUACUGACUCCAUAUCGUUUUUUGAUGCCAAAAUAUUGCUUCCAGAAUUUUGUGAGUUGCCUCCCUUGGCCGUGCACUGUUCACUGGCCUAUAUAGCUCCAGUGACAAAAGUGUGGAUAAAGGCAGCGACAGAUUACUUUAAAAAAAUCGUUUUGAACAAAGCAAUCUUGCUCCAAGUUAUAAGGAAAAGAGAUGACAAAUACAUGGUGAAUAUUCAGAAUGUCGAAGCUCCCGAGAAUACUGAUGCUGUCUCUCUGAUGCUACAAGCUGGACAUGCAAAACCUGCAGAGGUACCGUCGUGGGGUUUCCACAAAUCUGUAAGAGACCGUUUAGUGUUAAAGCUAAAUACACUUCAUGAGAAAAGUGUCGUGACCUCUGUCCCUGUCAAAAGACCUGAGCCUGAGAGGUAUCAUUCCAAUAAGCUGAAAGGAAACAUCUCAUCUGUGUGCAGGUUCCUGGAUUUAAAAGUUUCUUUCAACUUGGUUUUUGAACCCAACCCAUCACAAUCUUAUAAGGAAUAUGUGUUCAAACCAGGCAAACUUCUUGAAGUCAACUGUUCCUACUGUCAUGGCCCUGGUGACUUUUCAUGCCAGCUUCAGUGUAAGUUAGAAGACUUAAAGCUGCUGAUGGAACAAAUUCAAGCUUACUAUAGCAUCCACCCAGAGCCGUAUCAGACGGGGAAGGUAGCUUGUGUUGCUAAGCAUUCCAGGGAUGGGAAGUGGUACAGGGCUGCCAUCUUGACUCAGGCAUCGGAACAAGAAGUUGAACUAAUAUUUGUUGACUAUGGCAACCAAGAGCGAGUGUUCAUUAAAGACCUUUGUGCUAUCAACCCGCAUUUUCUUGCUUUAGAAGCCCAGGCUUUCAGAUGCUGUCUCAACUAUUUAGUUGAGCCCAUUACUUAUAAGCUAUUAGACUGGACAGCAGAAGCCUCCAGAGACUUUGGAAAUUUCAUUUCUUCAUGUGGAGGCUUACUUACCUGUAUCGUGUAUGCCUUAGUCCUCAUACACCCUAGAUGCCUAUGUAACUUAGUGGAUUUACAAUCCCCAUUUACCAGUGCAAAUGAAUUUCUCCUUCGCCGUGGCUCCACCCACCACAGCGCAUUCUCAAGGCCACUCCCAUUUUCAAUUAGCCUCUACAGUUACUAUUACUCUUCCUUUGACGUAAAGAUCGGAAGUGAAGAAGACGUGUAUAUAUCUCACGUGUAUAGUCCCAAGAGGUUCUAUUGCCAGCUUUGUAGAAACAGCAAAGACUUAGAGAUGCUGGAGACAAGAAUCACAGAGAUGAUUAACCUCAAAAUGUGUUCAAAAUAUGACUGGAACAGAAUGAGACUGUGCCUCUCUCAGUACAUAGAGGAUGGGCUCUCAUAUAGAGCCUUAGUGAAGCCAACAGCUUCAGCAUCUGACACUUGCGUUUACUUUGUGGACUACGGGAAUGAGCAAUUGGUCAAAGAAAAUAUGCUGUGCGCCAUUUCUGACCAGUUUCCCGAGCUGCUGUUUACUCCUAUGCAAGCAAUUCAGUGUUUUCUGUCAGAUCUGAGAGAUAUUGAUAUUCCAGGAGAAAUCAAUAGAUGGUUUGAAGACAAUUUCUUAGGGAAACCAUUAAAAGCUGUAAUACUGUCUAGGGAAUCGGAUGGGCAGCUUGGUAUAGACUUAUAUGAUGGGUAUCAACAUAUAAAUCAGACAAUAAAAUUGCUACUUAAUGUUUACGGACAAAAGCAUUCUAAACAAGCCUGGUGUGGGGGAAAGAAUCAGAGGUUAAAUCGAGUAUCCGCUGCUUCUUUGAAAGAAAACACAGAAAGCAACCGUUGCCACAAUGCGAUAAAUAAAACUAGCCUAGCAACACAUCCUGCAAACAAAACAGAUCGAUGGAUGCGUCCCCAAAGCAUAUACAGCAGGAGUUUGAAAUCAUCAGUUUGUUGUAAAGUUGAACCCAUGCCAAAAAGCAAAGUGAAGAAGUCCUCGAAGGACAGACUUAAAAAUAUAAAAUUUGCCGCUGGGUCUGAACACAUUCCUGAAGACAGUGACACCGGCCCCAACUCAGAAGAGAGGGUAUCAAAAUUACUUACCAAAGAUUUAAAUCAAUCAGCUCCUCAAAGCCCUCAAGUCCUUAUUAGACCUCCAACCACAGACAUUCCUCAACCCCACAUUGACUUGAGUACCCAGGUGAAGGGGUCUGCACCCACAAUCCAUCAUCCAGCCAAUUUUCAUAUGGCAUCUACCGAGAAUGGAAAUGAAGCCAUAGAACUCACUGAUGUUCUAAAAGAAAAGACAGAUAGCCAGAAAAACCGGAACUGUCUGACCCUUCUGGUGAGAGGUCAUGCAGAAGACGCUAAUGAUCAUGCCACGUCCAGAGGUGUUACUAAGAAUGUGUUGGCUGAGGGGUCCUUUGAAGUGGAAGUUUUUGAUCAUGGUAAUACUGCCAUAGUAAAUGGAUCUAAAGUUUAUUCAAUUAACAGGGAACUCUUAACUAUCCCCCGGCUAGGAAUUGGUUCUCUUCUUCAUAGGGUAAGAUGGGAUGGGCCCGUUGAAAUAUGUAAAAGCAAAAUUGCAAAUUAUUUUGCCUCAGUAAUGAAGGGAACAGUCUUUUGUGAAUUUUGGAAGACACCUGAUCAAAAGUGGGAAGUAAAUAUAACUUGUGGCGAUAAAUGUGUCAUCAAGAAAUUGCUGAGAUGGUCACCAUGUCCUAAACCACAGAAGUUAGCAUUGCAGAUGCCUCAGGCCGUCUCUCACAAAGUUAGUCCCCAUGAAGCCAACAACGAGAGGACAGGAAGGGUAAAUAUGUGUGGAGGGUCCAUGCUCUUUCUCCCAUUCUCCCAACAGCUGGGUGAAAAUCCUUUUGAACUGUUGAGACAUGAACAGCUUGAAGAAAACAAAACAAUUUACAUUUCAGAGACUGGGAAAUUUCAUGUGACAUUACCAGAAAACCAGAAAACAUCUGAUUUAGCAUUAUUAAAAGCACCUAGUGGUGAGAUCAUAAGUAGCCCAAGACGAGGAGUACCUUAUAAAUGUUUUUGGUUCACACAUUCUACCCUUGAGUUCAUUGUGUGUUUAUUUGCUCAUUUGGAAAUGAGCAUCCUUUCUCUGAAAUAUUCAGACUACACUUGGGAAGUGGACGUUUCGGUAAACGGCAUGCUGCCUUUGGGGUAUUUCAAUGUAGCAACAUCUCAGGUAGAAGAACAGAGAAAACAGCGAUCUUCUGGUACUGUUUUUGGUCUGGAGCCCCAGACACUUUGGUCACCAUGUACAAUCCGGCCAUCUGUUUGGCCGCUACUCCAAAAUGGUAAACGAUAUUCCGGCAUUGCCACUGCGGUCUGUGACCCCUCAGACUUCUGUGUGCAGUUAGAGGAUUUCUUUGAUAUAAUGAAGCACCUCUUUACCUUGCUUUCAGACGUACCAGAGCCCUUGCAAGCAUUGCCUUCAGAGCACAUGAUUCCUGGGUCUAGUUGCUUGUUCAAAAGUGAGUUGGAAGAUCGGUGGAGCAGGGCAGAAAUUUCUGAAGUUUCAGAUCAAUCUUUCCAUCUCGUUUUGAGUGACCUUGGACGUUCUGUUCAUGUACCUUAUUCAGAAGCAACGAAUCUUAAAUCUGUACCUCAGAAAAUUAUGAACUUGCCAAGGCUGAUCUACCCAUGUGGCCUCUAUGGUGUCCUGCCUGCUAUGGGGAAACUGUGGACUAAUGAAGUCAGACAGCUUUUCCAAGAUUUCCGAAGCAAACCGGGAUUAGUUGUCCAGUUCAGGGAGAAUGGUCCUGGAGCAGUAUCCGAAGUGGAUGUCAUUCAAGAGAACGACAGUGUAGCAGAUAUGCUAGUGGCAUCUGGUCUAGCCAGGCAUCCUAAGAAUUCAGCUCAUCCUGACGGAAUUACUGCUCCUGGAUGUAUGAAAGCCGGGCAUAAACGGCAGAGCCUUACCAUCUGCUCACUGUUGGACAAACAUUGUUACAAAAAAGAAGAUGUUAAUUAUAGCAGAAACAAACAAAAGCUACAAAGGAGGAAACGUAUGAAGAGGAGAAACGUUGCUAGGCACCUCCUAAAGAAAAACUAUGCCAGUAAAAAAUUACACUCUGGAAAUUUAAAACUGAGAAGACAAGUCCUCAGUGGGAAACUUAACUUCCAAAGUGCGGUUCUGUUGGGGAUAUGUGUAGCAUCUCUGUCUGGCGGAGUACCUGAUCCUUUAGAGAACAGCACAGACUGCGUUGGAAACAUUCGUGAAGACCUAUCAACCGAAGGACUCCAAGAAAAGAGUUACACAAUAGACUCAAAAGCAGCGGGCGCUAACGAAAAAAUUACAGUAGAACGCUUGAAAAGUAAGUCUCUGUAUUUAAAGGAGUUUCUAUUUCUGAUUCUUUGUUUUUAG